AUGGCAAAGGAGGCUCCCGCAAAGACCGGUCUGACCAUUGGUCAGAACCGUGGCCACAAGACGACUGCUCGCGUUGUCAAGCCCCGUGUUUCCAAGACCAAGGGUCACCUAAGCAAGCGCACCGCGUUUGUCCGUGAGGUCGUCAAGGAGGUCGCUGGCCUCGCCCCCUACGAGCGCCGUGUCAUUGAGUUGCUCCGCAACUCCCGUGACAAGCGUGCCCGUAAGCUCGCCAAGAAGAGGCUCGGUACCUUUGGCCGUGCCAAGAAGAAGGUCGAUGAGCUCCAGCGUGUCAUCGCCGAGUCGCGCCGUGCUGGCCACUAA
Molecule: messenger RNA, 321 nt
Organism: Emericellopsis atlantica
Lineage: Eukaryota; Fungi; Ascomycota; Sordariomycetes; Hypocreales; Bionectriaceae
Product: ribosomal protein L36e
Exons: 4
Coding region: 1-321 (106 amino acids)
Biological process (GO): cytoplasmic translation
Cellular component (GO): ribosome; cytosolic large ribosomal subunit
Molecular function (GO): structural constituent of ribosome
Source: RefSeq, a predicted model, not a curated record